Messenger RNA from Labeo rohita (rohu), 926 nucleotides. RefSeq names its product tripartite motif-containing protein 16-like protein. Bases 36 to 926 code for a protein of 296 amino acids. Gene Ontology annotation, molecular function: zinc ion binding; protein binding. The record is from RefSeq and is a predicted model, not a curated record. Lineage: Eukaryota; Metazoa; Chordata; Actinopteri; Cypriniformes; Cyprinidae. The transcript has 4 exons.
GUAUUCAUGUAUUUGUCCAAAGUAUUCAGAGAAAAAUGGCAGAAGCCACUGAACGACUGCAGGAGAUGAUCUGCCAAAAGCAUGACAAGAUCCUUGAGGUUUUCUGUCGCACUGACCAGAAAUCUAUUUGUGUGCUGUGUAUGAUGGAUGACCAUAAAAGCCAUGACACAGUAUCAGCUGCAGCACAGAGGACAGAGAAACAGAGUUUCAGGUCUCUCUCAUUACUUCCUGCAUCUACAGACGUACCCGAUUCCUUCAGUACUGCCUUCUCUUUUGAUGGCCUGAGGGAAUCUGUCUGUCAGCUGGGAGACAAACUGGAGGAUUUCAGCAAAGAGGAGGUCAAGAAGAUCUCUGACAGAGUCACAUUCACCAACAUUGUCCCCUGGACGAGGAAUGACUUCCUACAAUAUUCACACCAGCUCACUCUGGAUCUGAACACAGUUAAUGAAAGCCUCCAUCUGUCUGUGAAAAACAGAGUGAUUACUUACACCGAAAUAGAGCAGUCGUAUCCUGAUCAUCCAGACAGAUUUGAUUACUGGGAGCAGGUGUUGUGUAGAGAGAGUGUGUGUGGACGCUGUUACUGGGAGAUUGAGUGGAGUGGUGUUGUGUUUGUAUCAGUGUCAUAUAAGAGCAUCGAGAGGAAGGAACCGGAUGAUUCGUGUUUGUUUGGAGGUAAUGGUCAGUCCUGGAGUUUAUUCUGCUCUUCCUCCAGAUGGUCGUUCUAUCACAACAGAAUAGAAAAUAGUCUUGCUGUGGUGCCCACAUGUUGUAAAAUAGGAGUGUAUGUGGAUCACAGUACAGGAACUCUCUCCUUCUACAGUGUUUCCGACACAAUGAGCCUCAUCCACACAAUCCAGGCCACAUUCACUCAGCCUCUCUAUCCUGGGUUUAGAGUUUGUUAUGGAUCAUCUGUGAAACUGUGUUGA